AUGUCCCCGCAACCUGGGUGCGGCGUAGGCGCGCAGCACCGAGCUGCUGCGCCACAUCCGCCGCCCCACCACCCGCCGCAUUACCAACCCUAUCCACUACACUCCUAUCAGACGGGAUAUUUACGAGAGUACGGUGGCUGCGGGGAGUUGUUUCCUCAGCAACCAUUAGAGCAGAGUUGGGACUGGCGUGGCGAUGUUCACUACCAAGGUGGUGCACCGCCACUAGUACCACACGCGCACGCCCACGCGCCGCAUGCCUUCUUACGCUACGUACGUGCCCCACCCCGGCGCGAUAUGCGCUGCCAGUGGCUCGAUCCCGAACAACCACCACCACGGAAACUAUGCAACAAGCUGUUUUCGAGCAUGCACGAGAUCGUGACCCACUUAACGGUAGAGCACGUCGGAGGACCGGAAUGUACGACGCAUGCUUGCUUUUGGCAGGGCUGCUCAAGAAAUGGUAGGCCCUUUAAGGCGAAGUACAAGCUGGUCAAUCAUAUUCGAGUGCACACUGGAGAGAAACCAUUUCCCUGCCCCUUCCCCGGUUGCGGCAAAGUAUUCGCGAGGUCUGAGAACCUUAAGAUACACAAGAGAACACAUACAGGAGAGAAGCCAUUCAAAUGUGAAUACGCUGGUUGCGACCGACGGUUCGCCAACUCCUCAGACAGAAAGAAGCACUCACACGUGCACACAUCAGACAAGCCCUACAAUUGCCGAGUUCACGGUUGCGAUAAGUCAUACACGCAUCCAUCAUCAUUACGGAAGCAUAUGAAGGUUCAUGGUGCAGCUGGUGACGCCUCUCCGCGCUACGAUAGCGAUGGAGACGACUCUUCAUCAGCUGGUAGCGUUAGUGUAACUGCAGGAGCUGCGAGUCCCCCAGCCCCAAUCCCCCCACCGCCUGCAACAGCACCUGCGCCACCUGGUCACCACCCCCACCACCAUGCUUCUAUAACAGACAAAUUAGAGAGCCUCAAUGACAAAUAUCUAAAUCCUCACGACCAGAAACCUUAUGAGCGACCACCAGCGCCUCCGCAUCAUAACCAGCCGCCUCACUUAACAAAUAUUGGUGGGAAUGGAAUGAUGGACAAUAAACUCGGUUUUGGUGGGCACUGGACGCAAUUCCAGCAACCUGCACCGACCGUACCCCACGGUGUACCUGAUUGGUGGUGUCCAACGCAAGAAUCAUACCACCACCAUCAUUUGAUGCAUCACUCGGGUGCAGCCGCUGCGUACUGA
Molecule: messenger RNA, 1233 nt
Organism: Parnassius apollo (apollo)
Lineage: Eukaryota; Metazoa; Arthropoda; Insecta; Lepidoptera; Papilionidae
Source: the annotation of a GenBank genome assembly